Messenger RNA from Eublepharis macularius, 2211 nucleotides. RefSeq names its product M-phase specific PLK1 interacting protein (gene MPLKIP). Bases 53 to 607 code for a protein of 184 amino acids. Gene Ontology annotation, cellular component: centrosome; nucleus; midbody. The transcript is spliced from 2 exons. The record is from RefSeq and is a predicted model, not a curated record. Lineage: Eukaryota; Metazoa; Chordata; Lepidosauria; Squamata; Eublepharidae.
UCCCCGGGAGGCGCGCCGUGGGAGCCCGGCCGUUGUGGAGCUCGCCUCCGCCAUGUACCGCCAGAGCUUCCGUUCCCCAACGCCCCCGCCCUUGGCCGGCGGCGGGUUCCGGAGCCCUUCCCCGGGAGGCGGAGGCCCUUUUCCGGCCUCUCCGCAGGGCUACGGCAGCCCCCGCCACACACCGCCCUACGCACAGCGCCCGCGGCCCUACGACAGCCCCGGCAACUUCCAGCCCGGCGGCGAGCGGCUCGGCGGCCCCGCGGCUCAUACGCCGCGCAGGCCCCACAGCGCCAGCCCCAGAUACUCGUCUCCCUACAGCGGCGGCUGGUCCCCCGGCGGAACUCUCCAUCAGGCGCGGCCUUACAAGCAGCCCCACUCGGGCGGCUACCAGAGAUACAGCCAGGGCUCACCUAGGACAUCUACUCCAUUUGGUACCCCACGUGGCAGAGAGAAAAGAGUGUCUAAUGAUGUGGAAAGCUAUUACAAACCUUCAAUGCUUGAGGACCCAUGGGCUGGCCUAGCGCCAGUAUCUGUUACCGAUGUUAACCAACAAUUUGGGAGGGAGCAAACAACAUACACUGGUAAAAAGGGGAGGUAUUUCAGUUAACAUUUCCAGAAGUGAAAUAACACCAGCUGUGAGAAACUGGGACAGAAUCGUAACUCAGGCAGUGCUUUUAUUUGAACUGCAAUUCUUUUUAUCCUACAUUUUUUUUUACUGUACUGUGGAUUUUUAUGAGUGGAAAGAAAGGAGUAAAGAGAUACCUUAAUGCUUCUGGCUGUGUGGAAGGGGCCAUCCAACUGUGAAGAACAAAAUAUUCUUUAGUCACCAGCAAAUUCAUUUACCUCUUCUGUGCCAGAUUGUACAAUAUGUUUAUUAUUGUUAACUUCUUUAAGAAGUGGAAUCCUUUUAUGUUUCUACCUUUUAAGAAUAAAGCCAGCUUUGAAAUAAAACAUUUUGUAGAAUGUACAGACAUUUUACCUUUUUUUGUUAAGCUUUAGGAAAUACAACUGAAAUUGUCUUUUCUGUAAAUACUUGUUGGCUUUGGUAAACAUUUUUAUACAGCCUUGCACAUUCUAGUGCUAAACAAUUUUAGCAGUCCUUGGCAAAUGUAUUCUCUUUAGAAAGAUUUAUAAUUGCAUUUAGUUGUAACUCAAAGUUCUAUUUAGAAAUAAAAACACAUUUGUUUUAGCAGGAAACUGCAUUGUACAAACUGAAGUUCAAUCUGCAUCCAUUUAUCAGCGGAUAAAAAUGUUAAGUUUUAGAAUUGUUUAAAUCUGAUGGUAUGGAAGUAUAAAUUUUGCUUGACUGAAUUUAAUUACUCUAUAGGUUUAUUAAUUGACAGCUUUGUUUGGGCAGACUUAAGAAUAAAAUGUCUGCAAGAGUUCUUCACCCAUGUCGCAUAAAAAUAUAGAUUGAGAUAAUUACUCAGGUUAAAUUAUGCCCAUUUAAUUUUUGGAAGUUCCAUUUGAAAUGGGUUGCACUUCUAAGGAAAGUUAAUGGAAAUUGUCAUUUCAGGUUUAAUAUAUGAAAUCUCGUAACAAGUUGUCCCAUUUGUAAUGGCUUCUUGAUUCUUUGUUCCAGUGAAGCAUUGGCAACAUUUAGGCUUCAGAAACCAUAGUUGACUUGUGAUCUGUUGCAAGCCCUCAGACUUGCAAACCUCCUUCCCAGUUCCUUGCAUGCAAAGAAUUAAGGCUUUCUAGACCAAAGCCAACAACUUGUAGUUUCUUAGUUGCCAGGGUUUAAUCCUUGUUUAGAAUAAUGAUUUGUAGGCAAGCAACAAGCAGUUGAAUUUGGGUGGCACAACAAUUCGUGGUUUUAAACCAGGCAGGCCUUCAUUUCAGCGUGACGUGCAAGAGGAGGAGAAAAAGAGUGCACAAGCUUGGGGCCUUCAUGGCAGCUUUACUUCAUGAACAACCCCAUUUGUUUGUGAUACUUAACAGUGUCGUUCUAAGCCAAGCGACACCUUUUUAAGUUCCUUGAAGUCACUAAGCAUAGAAUGGUGUAAUCUACUAGGAUGGCACUGUCAGUAAGGCUAUUAAAUCGAGAAUUUAAUACUGAUAAAGUCAGUUUAUUGACAGCCGCUACCAGCUAAUCAUAACUUCUGGGCUUUUUUGUAUGUAUCCUAAAUAUAAUGCUACUGUGAACAUAACCAGCAAGAAUGUAAAAUGUUCAGAAUCUUAUUGAUUUAAAUAUAAUGAAUUAAAUAUAUU